ACAACAACAACAAGAAGAAGAAAAAAAUUUACCUUCUUCACCUGUGGAUAAGACAACACCAAAGGCAAUAGAUAACAACAAUAAAAUCAAUACGGAACUGGAUAAUGAUGAUGAAAAGGAAAUCAAAGAAACAAAGGAUUCCAAGUUUAUGCUUCCCUUUUCUGUACCUACCUCUGCAACACAUGGAACAACAACAGCAACAACAACAUCGACAAAUGGCCAACAUUCAUCAUCCAAAUAUGAACAUACUGUGAAAGAACGUUCAUUGGUUCCCAUCAUUCCUGAGUCAUGGAUGAAUAUUCUUGACAAAGGUCAUACCAACCCUUAGAUAGUUCAUUCCUCCCUUUUUUUAUCUUCUCCCAUCUUCUUUUAUGUACAUUUUUUUUUUUUUUAUUUCCCUUUCAUCUAUUUUGUACACAAACACUAGUUUUUUUGUUUCCUUCUCCUCAUCAAACUUUUUUUUUUAUUAUUAUUACUUACCCCUGUAUGAUUUCCUUUAUGAUUCUCUUCUCUAUAUAUUCAUGAUCAACAAAAAUAACCCCUGUCUAAUAUACGAUGAUUAAAAAAAAAAAAAGAUAAUAUCCAUCUGUUCUAGUUGUCAUUCUUUUUCCAAAAUCGGAAAAGUAAAGUGAUCAUAUAUCAUCUUUCACAUUUACCAAUAAAAGCAAACCUUUCAUAG
Halteromyces radiatus is the source of this 679-nucleotide messenger RNA. RefSeq lists its product as uncharacterized. The coding region runs from base 372 to 563 and encodes 63 amino acids. The record is from RefSeq and is a predicted model, not a curated record. The transcript has a single exon. NCBI's taxonomy places the organism in Eukaryota, Fungi, Mucoromycota, Mucoromycetes, Mucorales, Cunninghamellaceae.